AUGAGCAUCGAGCUUGUCACGGAUAGCAACGACUGUUGCGGCCAAUAUUGUCGCAUGGGUCUGUUGCCCAGCGACGCGGACAAGGCAUCUCUAUUAGGAGAGGCGGUCCGGCGAGUGAGGGAGCUGAAGAAAACUGCAGCGGCACUGGCGAGCUCGCCGGAAACCACCGAAAAUCCGACAACCACCAGCGCCGGCGCAACACUAAAUAAGGUGAUGUUCCCAAGCGAGACGGACGAGCUGAAGCUGAACCGGUGCGAAGGGUCGGGGCUGAUAAGGGCGAGCCUUUCGUGCGAAGACCGGCCGGAAAUGAUAGCAGACAUGAUAGAGGCCCUGAAGGGGGCGGAGGCGAGGGCGGUGCGGGCGGAGAUGUCGACGGUGGGUGGGCGGAGCAAGAGCGUGGUGUGGGUGGAGAUGGCGGGGGAGGCUGACGUGGCGGUGGGGACGCUGCGGAGGGCGUUGAGAGGGGUUAUUGACAAGUCUAAUCCCUUGGCGGCUUCCGGCCAGGGCUUGCCGAGGAACAAACGCCCACGUUACUAUCACUUCUGA
Messenger RNA from Striga asiatica, 546 nucleotides. NCBI's taxonomy places the organism in Eukaryota, Viridiplantae, Streptophyta, Magnoliopsida, Lamiales, Orobanchaceae. The record is from the annotation of a GenBank genome assembly.